AAAAUGACGAAUACAAAGGGAAAGAGGAGAGGUACCCAAUACAUGUUCUCUGGGCCUUUUAGAAAACAUGGAGUUGUUCCUUUGGCCACAUGCACGCUAAUCUACAAGAAAGGUGAUAUUGCAGACAUCAAGGGAAUGGGUACUGUUCAAAAAGGCAUGCCCCACAAAUGUUACCAAGGUAAAACUGGAAGAGUCUACGAUGUUACCCAGCAUGCUGUUGGAAUUGUUGUAAACGAAGUUAAGGGCAAGAUUCUUGCCAAGAGGAUUAAUGUGCGUAUUGAGCACAUUAAGCACUCUACGAGCCGAGAUAGCUUCCUGAAAAGUGUGAAGGAAAAUGAUCAGAAAAAGAAGGAAGCCAAAGAGAAAGGUACCUGGGUUCAGCUGAAGCGCCAGCCUGCUCCACCCAGAGAAGCACACUUUGUGAGAACCAAUGGAAAGGAGCCCGAGCUGCUGGAACCUAUUCCCUAUGAAUUCAUGGCAUAAUAGGUGU
Molecule: messenger RNA, 490 nt
Organism: Lemur catta (Ring-tailed lemur)
Lineage: Eukaryota; Metazoa; Chordata; Mammalia; Primates; Lemuridae
Product: 60S ribosomal protein L21-like
Exons: 1
Coding region: 4-483 (159 amino acids)
Biological process (GO): translation
Cellular component (GO): ribosome; cytosolic large ribosomal subunit
Molecular function (GO): structural constituent of ribosome
Source: RefSeq, a predicted model, not a curated record